AUGCCGGUCCGGAGGGGUCACAUGGCGCCACAGAACACAUUUCUUGGAGUCAUAAUUCGUAAAUUCGAAGGACAAAAUAAGAAAUUCAUUAUCGCCAAUGCUUGUGUGCAAAAUUGCGCCAUCAUCUACUGCAACGACGGAUUCUGCGAAAUGACCGGCUUCUCCAGGCCGGACGUCAUGCAGAAGUCGUGCACGUGUGACUUCCUCCACGGCCGCUUCACCAGCCGCUACGCCAUCACCCAAGUGGCCCAGGCCCUCCUGGGCACGGAGGAGCGCAAGGUGGAGAUCAUGUACCAACGGAAGGAUGGUUCCAAGUUCCUCUGUGCAACACAUAUCAUCCCAGUGAAGAAUGAAGAAGGUGUGGUCAUGAUGUUCAUCCUCAACUUUGAUUGCAUUCUGGACGUGGGCAGCAGUGCCUCAGUGGAAAAGCUAAAGCCCGCCUCCCCUUCCAAAGCUGACCAACGGAAAAGGAGAGCCUUCCAUUUCCAUUUGCCAGUUCUGCCGUUUCUGGGCAUCAGCAAGCAGUCCUUGCCUCAGGAAGACCCUGACGGUUUGAUGGUCGACUCUCCUUGCCACAGCGACGACUCUGUGGCAAUGUGCAACGACCGACUCCCAAACAUCCGUGACAGUUGGAGUCCCCCAAACCCGAAUGACACCCGCACCCUUAUCGCCCCAAGUUUUUGUUCCACACCUGUGUCUGCCCCCUUGGACCACUCGUCGCCCAAAGGUGUUUGGGGCAGAUUAUACCCAGAUGAGGCUGUUGUCAAGAGCCAGGGUGAUACAAUGUUUGCUGCUCCAUCCAUCCCAGGCCUCAUUCCAAAUGCAUCCAGGGACAGUGUAUGUAGUAUUCGUAGAGCCUCUUCCCUCUACGACGUGGAUGGUUUUAGAUCCUGCUCCAAGAUGGCCUUCAGGGAUCGGCACGCCAGCGAAGGGCCUCUCAUCCAGAUCAAAUCAAGUCUGCUCUGCUCCACCUCUGACUCCAACCUCAACAAGUACAGCACAAUCAACAAGAUUCCCCUCAUCACGCUGAACUUCUCGGAGGCCAACAUGGAGAAGAAGUGCCCCUCCACGCCGCCUUCGGACAAAACCGUGAUCGCACCCAAGGUCAAAGACCGCACGCACAAUGUCACGGAUAAAGUCACACAGGUCCUUUCGCUGGGCGCCGAUGUGCUGCCGGAGUACAAACUCCAGAGCCAGCGCAUGGACAAGUGCACCAUCCUUCACUACAGCCCCUUCAAAGCCGUGUGGGACUGGCUCAUCCUGCUGCUGGUCAUCUACACGGCCAUUUUCACGCCCUACUCGGCCGCCUUCCUCCUCAACGACAUCGAGGAGCUGGAGAGACGGCAGUGCGGCUACUCCUGCUCGCCGCUCAACGUGGUGGACCUGAUGGUGGACAUCAUGUUCAUCGUGGACAUCCUCAUCAAUUUCCGGACCACGUACGUCAACAACAACGAGGAGGUGGUCAGCCACGCGGGCAAGAUCGCCGUCCACUACUUUAAAGGCUGGUUCCUCAUCGACAUGGUGGCCGCCAUCCCCUUUGACCUGCUCAUCUUUGGAUCGGGAUCUGACGAGACCACCACCCUAAUUGGUCUGCUGAAGACCGCCCGCCUCCUGCGUCUGGUACGCGUGGCGCGCAAGCUGGACCGCUACUCCGAGUACGGCGCCGCCGUGCUGAUGCUGCUCAUGUGUAUCUUUGCCCUAAUCGCUCAUUGGCUGGCCUGCAUCUGGUAUGCCAUCGGCAAUGUGGAGAAGCCUUACUUGGAGCACAAGAUCGGCUGGCUGGACAACCUGGGCUUGUCCAUAGGGAAGAAAUAUAACUACAGCGACCCGAGCUCCGGGCCGUCCAUCAAAGACAAGUAUGUGACUGCGCUGUACUUCACCUUCAGCAGCCUGACCAGCGUGGGCUUCGGCAACGUCUCCCCCAACACCAACUCGGAGAAGAUCUUUUCCAUUUGUGUCAUGCUCAUCGGAUCGCUGAUGUACGCCAGCAUCUUCGGGAACGUGUCGGCCAUCAUCCAGAGGUUGUAUUCCAGCACGGCCCGUUAUCACCUCCAGAUGCUUCGUGUCAAAGAAUUCAUCCGCUUUCACCAGAUCCCGAACCCGCUCAGGCAGCGGCUGGAGGAAUAUUUUCAGCAUGCCUGGACGUACACCAACGGCAUCGACAUGAAUAUGGAGGUGCUGAAGGGUUUCCCAGAGUGCCUGCAGGCAGAUAUCUGCCUUCACCUCAACAAGAACCUCUUGCAGGGCUGCAAGGCCUUUCACGGCGCCACGAAAGGUUGCCUCCGAGCCCUGGCCACGAGGUUCAAGACCACGCACGCCCCCCCUGGAGACACGCUGGUCCAUAGCGGAGACGUGCUCAGCAUGCUAUAUUUCGUCACACGCGGCUCCAUCGAGAUCCUCAGAGAAGAUGUUGUUGUAGCCAUCUUGGGCAAGAACGAUACCUUUGGCGAAAUGAUCCACCUGUCCGCCAAGCCGGGGAAAUCUUGCGCUGAUGUGCGGGUUCUGAGCUACUGCGACCUGCACACCAUCCAGCGGGAGGAGCUCUUGGAGGUUCUGGAUAUGUACCCAGAAUUUGCUGAGCAUUUCAUCACGAACCUGGAGCUGACCUUUGACCUUUGUGAUGAAAAUGCCAAGACAACCCAGCCACAAGACACCGCUUCCAACAUUGACGCUAUAACCAGUCGAAGGAGAGCGUCAUGCACCAGGAAGUCUUCCGCUGGCUCUCUACAAAGGGAGCCCGCAGCAACAUUGUGUCACACCAAGCAGAGGCAAAUCUGCGCGUCCUCCCCUGCAGCCAAUCAGCAGGGAGAUUGUGCCAUGGAAGAAGACGAGGACAAGGAAGAGGAGGUCGAGGGGAAGACAAGCAGCGGGGAGGGGGAAGAGGAACAGAAGCCCUGCUGUGCCGGCGAACUGGGCUACCCGCCGGCGACAGACCACCGCUCUGGCGUUCUCGGGAUCGGCACGCCCGGAGAUGGCGCGCAGGUCCGUGCAAAAGGCUGCCGAGCCGAGGCGAAGGAGUCGUCCCUGUGUCCGGCCACGCCGACUGGGGAGGAGGACGUCGAUACAGACCUCGGCUAUGUCGAAGUAGAGCAGCGGCUGGACAGACUGCAACAGCACCUCGACAGGCUGGAGUCCCAGAUGACGGCCGACGUACAAGCCAUCCUCCGGCUCCUCCAGAGGCAGACCACCGCCUUCCCUCCCGCUUACAGCACCGUCCGGUCCGGCGUGCCCGAGGCUGACCACCAGGGAGCAGCCGGAGUCCUCGGCCAUCCAGGCGACUCCCGGACUCAGUCCUACUCCGCCUCUGACUCCUGGCCCAGAAGAGGUCCGACCGAGCGCCACCUCCCCGUUCCUGCGCCGCACAGAGACUCUUCCAGGUGCGAACGCAGUUGGAUGCAAGCAGGGACUCGAAGCGUGUCCUCCGUCGAACGACGCCACUGCCAGCAUCCCCUGAGGCCGUCUUCAGACUGCGCGCGCUCGCUGCAGCUCGGUACCAACGGGACUCCGCAGACCCGUUUGUGACCCGCGGCUCCCUUACACGUUGCCCUGCCCAACGUUCCCAAGACAACUAAGGACCUUCUCCUAAGUUUUGACUCAGGGUCAAAGAAGUUGAAUAUGCAAAGGAACAACAACAACAAUAAUAAACUUCCAUUCCUUUACAGAAUAUCCCUUGCUAGUUGCAAUUUGGAUUUCUUAAAUCCAUUUAUAUAUACACUGUGUACAGAACAUAUAAGAUCAUAAUCUACUAUAAAUGUAUUUUAAAUACAACACUGUCAGUGACAUGAGAUGUGCAUGGUUUGUUUUUUGUUUUUUACAGAGUAUUUUUGGUUUGCUCCUUAAUAUAUCAAUUCCCACAGCCAUCACAAUGUCGAUUUAGUAAGUAGAAAUGUGCAAAUAUUUCAGUUCAUUUUGAGGUUUUUAAGAUAUUUAUUUUCCUGUCCAUGUGAACAUAUAUUGUAUGUCACCUCAUUUUUGAGCAACGAAACAACCGAAAAUAAA
Phycodurus eques (leafy seadragon) is the source of this 3999-nucleotide messenger RNA. RefSeq names its product potassium voltage-gated channel subfamily H member 7-like. The record is from RefSeq and is a predicted model, not a curated record. Gene Ontology annotation, cellular component: membrane. Gene Ontology annotation, molecular function: inward rectifier potassium channel activity. The transcript has 17 exons. Gene Ontology annotation, biological process: potassium ion transmembrane transport; membrane repolarization during action potential. The coding region runs from base 1 to 3522 and encodes 1173 amino acids. NCBI's taxonomy places the organism in Eukaryota, Metazoa, Chordata, Actinopteri, Syngnathiformes, Syngnathidae.